CCGCCGGCCUUCCCGCUUGCCGCCGCCGCCGCCGCCGCCAUGGGAGUGCAGGGCUUCCAGGACUACAUCGAGAAACACUGCCCAAGCGCCGUGGUCCCGGUGGAGCUGCAGAAGCUGGCUCGGGGCAGCCUGGUGGGCGGCGGCCGGCAGCGGCCCCCGCAGACGCCGCUGCGCCUCCUCAUCGACGCCGACAACUGCCUGCACCGCCUUUACGGCGGCUUCUACACGGACUGGGUGAGCGGCGGCCAGUGGAACCACAUGCUCGGCUACCUGGCGGCACUGGCCAAGGCUUGCUUCAACGGCAACAUCGAGCUCUUCGUCUUCUUCAACGGCGCCCUGGAGAAGGCCCGGCUGCACGAGUGGGUCAAGCGGCAGGGCAACGAGCGCCAGACCGCGCAGCAGAUCGUCAGCCAUGUCCAGAACAAGGGCACGCCGCCGCCCAAGGUCUGGUUCCUGCCGCCGGUCUGCAUGGCCCAUUGCAUCCGCCUGGCCCUCAUCCGCUUCCACAUCAAGGUUGCACAGAGCAUUGAGGAUCAUCAUCAAGAAGUAAUUGGUUUCUGCAGAGAAAAUGGUUUCCAUGGCUUGGUGGCAUAUGACUCUGAUUAUGCAUUGUGCAACAUCCCCUACUAUUUCAGUGCCCAUGCCCUAAAACUGAGCCGAAACGGGAAAAGUCUCACAACAAGCCAAUAUCUGAUGCAUGAAGUUGCCAAGCAACUGGACCUGAAUCCAAAUCGUUUUCCUAUUUUUGCUGCUUUAUUAGGUAAUCACAUUCUACCUGAUGAAGAUUUGGCUUCUUUUCAUUGGAGUUUACUUGGUCCAGAACAUCCACUAGCAUCACUUAAGGUACGGGCUCACCAGCUAGUUUUACCACCCUGCGAUGUAGUGAUCAAAGCUGUUGCUGACUACGUCCGUAAUAUCCAGGAUACCACUGAUUUGGAUGCCAUAGCUAAAGAUGUUUUUCAGCAUUCACAGUCUAGAACAGAUGACAAAGUUAUUCGGUUUAAGAGAGCAAUUGGAUAUUAUUCAGCAACUAGUAAGCCUAUGUCAUUUCAUCCACCACAUUACUUAGCCAGACCAAAUCAAUUUGGAAUGCCUGGGAUAGUGCCACCGUAUGUUCCCCCUCAGAUGCUCAACAUUCCACAGACCUCUCUACAAGCAAAACCUGUGAUGCCAAGCCCAGGUGGUGCUCCGGGUCAGGGUCCAUACCCAUAUAGCCUCUCUGAGCCGGCUCUCACUUUGGAAACAAGUGGAAAGAAUUUGGCUGAGCAGAACAACUAUAGUAACAUUCCUCAUGAAGGGAAACAUACUCCAUUGUAUGAACGAUCCUCUCCAAUAAAUCCAGCUCAAAGUGUCAGUCCGAACCAUGUGGAUUCAACUUAUUUUCCUGGUUCUUCUACAUCAUCAUCCUCAGAUAAUGAUGAAGGCAAUGGAGGAGCUACAAACCAUAUCAGUGGGAACAAAAUUGGCUGGGAGAAGACAGGAAGCCACUCAGAACCUCAAGCACGUGGAGACCCAGGAGACCAAACAAAGGCAGAAGGUUCUUCCACUGCCUCUUCAGGAAGCCAGAUAGCUGAAGGAAAAGGGAGCCAAAUUGGCACCGUACAACCAAUUCCCUGCCUUCUGUCCAUGCCCACCAGGAACCACAUGGAUAUUACCACACCUCCAUUACCCCCUGUUGCACCUGAAGUAUUGAGAGUGGCAGAACACAGGCACAAGAAGGGGCUAAUGUAUCCCUACAUCUUUCAUAUCCUGACAAAGGGUGAAAUCAAAAUUGCUGUUUCUAUUGAAGAUGAAGCCAACAAAGACCUGCCUCCUGCCGCCCUGCUCUAUAGGCCAGUUCGUCAGUAUGUUUACGGAGUCCUGUUUAGUUUGGCAGAAAGCAGAAAGAAAACUGAGAGACUUGCUUUUAGAAAGAACAGACUUCCUCCAGAAUUUUCACCAGUGAUAAUUAAAGAAUGGGCAGCUUACAAAGGAAAGUCUCCUCAAACCCCUGAACUGGUGGAAGCUCUUGCGUUCAGGGAAUGGACCUGCCCCAACCUGAAGAGACUCUGGCUGGGGAAGGCAGUCGAGGAUAAGAACCGUAGGAUGCGAGCCUUCCUGGCCUGCAUGCGAUCAGAUACACCAGCCAUGCUUAACCCAGCAAAUGUGCCCACUCACCUCAUGGUGCUCUGCUGUGUCUUACGAUACAUGGUGCAGUGGCCGGGAAUGCGGAUAUUGCGUCGACAGGAGCUUGAUGCCUUCCUGGCUCAGGCACUAUCCCCCAAACUUUACGAGCCUGAUCAACUCCAGGAGCUUAAGUUUCACAUGCCAAGUGCAGAAUAUAAAAGAUGGAAAAUGAAGAGCUUUAAAGACAGUAUUAGGGACGUGCAUCAUGUCUGUGAUACCUGUAAGAAUUAUUUUGCAUAUAGGUAAAUAUGACAAAUUAAGAGUCUGUUGCCCAGUAAUUAGAAGUUGAACAAAUUAACUGCACUGAAAAUUGCUUCUUUAGCUAAUUGGGCUGAGAUUAAAUUUCAUACUUGUAUUUCCUAUAAAGUCAGAAUUUUUGUCUUUGUUUCUCUACUUGAGGAACCCUGGAUAAUAUUUUAUCUUAGUUGUUAUAAGAGAAUGAGGUUAGAGUGUGAAUAUUGCAACUAUCUCUGCAAUCAAGGAUUCAGAUUCUGAUUCUAUAUGAGUACCAGUUUUGUGGCCUUGAGCUCUUUGUGACUCAGUUUCUUUAUAAGAUGAAAUAUUAAUAAUAGUACUUAUAAGGUUAAUGACAGAAGUAAAUGAGAUAGUACAUGUAAAAAUGCUUAGAGUAGUGUCUGAUACAUAUUUAGAAAUUUCCCCAGACAUAUUAGAUAUUAUUAUCUGUAUAAUUAACACUUAGGGAAAGAAAUACUCAAAAAAUUACAAAACACUGUGUAGUGUAACUUUUUUUUUUUUUUAAUUCUAGAGUGAGACAAAAUCUACACACCAGUUGAGAUUUUAUCCACAUUGCUUAAAAACAGCUUUUAUUUUGAGGAAUUUUCUUUGUUAAAAUAAUGAUGGUUUUUAAUACUAAAAUGGCAAAUUGUUUUAAAACUGUAAACAUCAUUUUUUAAAACCCAUAAAAGCUCACAUCCUCAGCUAAUGUUGAGGUCAUUUAAAAAGCAUAUAUAUGUGAAAAAUCCAGACUUCUCCAUUCCUCCUGUCGGCAAAUUUGUAUAAUAGUUCUAACUAGGGCGCUUCCGUGUCCAUAAGCAUCUGCUGUUGUUUCUUAAACUUAGUGCACAGGUAGCUCUUUGCUCAGAAAAUGGCUUGAGUUUUCUUCAUUAAAUAAGUGUUUGACUAUGGAUGUAACAAACAACAAGAAACUAGAUGCUGCUUCAUGUUUUCAUGGAAGGAAAUGUUUAGCAUUUUUGUUAAAACAUUUGAACAGCAAGCAUCUCUAGAGCAACAUCAGUUCAGUCAUUUCCUUUCCUUAAUCCAUGGUCCAGAUUCUCCUUUCUCUGUGGGGUAGUGUGCUGGGUGGAGGGGGCGCUGAGGCCUGGGAGACUUGGGUCAGCCCCAGGUCCUGCCUCUGUCAGCCUCUGUCAGCCUCUGUAUGUGCAGGAGCACUGGGCCUGUUAGCCUGCUUGCCUUCACCUGUGAGCCGGAGGAGAGGCACAGCUCACGGUGCUGGGAGGCAGUGACUUUGUCAGUAGGAAAGUGACCUGCCUGGGAGGAACCACUGUUCCCACUCCUGCAGAGAGAAGGCCCUGAGAAGAGCACAGAUACUGAUUUUCCCAGCAUGAGGGGAGCAGGGUCCUGUGAGGCAGCCUGCAUUUAUUUCUUGCCCUUCCCCUCAAGCUCACAAGCUAGCGUUUGUCUUCCUACUUUAAAAUCAGCUAUGAAAAGGGUGGAGGGUCAGCUUUGAGAGAGAGGGAGACUCCCUUUUCCUGCCUUGAGAUUUUAUAUAAGAGAUGAGGAAGAGCAUUUCUUUCUUCGGCAUCUCAGUAACAGGGUAGGGCUACUCUGGAAUCUAAAUAAAUCAAGGGGGGUUGUUAUUAUUUAAUUUUGAUCCAGUCUGACCCUCUCUUUCUCCACUUUCUGCUCAUAAAUUUAAAAAUGCAUCUUAUACCAUCACCUUAACUCCCACCUGCCCUUAACUGACAAUUUUUUAACUUUUCAACAGCUACAUGCGAAAACUAGCAGCCAGCACUGCAUAAUGGGAUUGGGGAUACAGAUAGAUGGUGUUUAUAAAUAUGUGAACAUUCUUCUCCAGGUUUUGGAAGUUCUUAACUACAUUGACUUUAAAAACAAAAAUUUUGGACACCACGGUGUUAGCUGGUAAUGGGGAACGCUGACACUGAUAGCACAGAACAGCAGGCAGUCACAGAGUCAUUCCUGUUUGGCCCUGGAAUGAUCUUGUUUCUCUUUAGUGAAAAGCCACUUUGCCUGCUGUGACCAGGCAUGGCUUAGAUAAAACCCCAUAAAGACAGCAUUUUUGAGAAGCCUUCAUCUUAGAAUAUAAGCAUGGAAAGUAGGAAGACCAGAAUCAGAAUAGAGUUAAAACUUUGCCCCGGAUAAUCCACAAACUAGGCCUUCAUGUACACACAAUCAAGAGUUGACUGUAUUUCUGUUAGUGCUUAUUAUCCUGCUCAUUGUGUGCUAGGAGAGGGGGUUAUAAGCAAGGCAGACACCUAGCACUCGUUCCUGAGUGAAAAAGAACCGUGAAAUAGAAAUUUAUGCUGGGUUAUAAUAUUGUGCAUUGUGAUAUUUUUGUUGUUGCGUUCUUUCAUUUAUAAGCUAUCCAUUUCUCCUAAAACAUUUUGGCAGUCUCAUUAAUAAGUUGCUGUCUUAAACAUUAAUAUAAAAUAACAUAACUAUAAAGUACAGUUUUAUUUUAGAAUGUAACUGUACCAUGUAAUCUUUUAACAUAACUACUUGAAAAAUGCAGAAUCUUAGAGUGUUCCUUUUUACAACCUUUGUGUUAAUAUGUUACCAGUGUUUAGAAUCUGAAGUGUAAAAUUUUAUUUCAUAAGUGAAUAGUGAGAUUCUUAACUGCUAAGGAGACUAUUAAUAAUUUAUUACCUUGUCAUGUGUUAACCUUAAAUAUAGUAUUACUUUAACUGGUGUAAUGCUUUACAAAUUCCAAACUGAAAUAUUCCAGUAUGUUUAUAAUCCAUUCUCUUGGAUUUAAAUUUGUCAAAUAACAUAAAUAGUACUUCUGUUCAAAUAAGGCAAAUGCUGGAUUAAAGUAAUGCUAGGACUUCUACUUAGUGGUGGUGUUUUGUUGAGGAAUAGUCUCUGUUAACCUUGGAGAGUUGUAAUGAAAAUUUGAAAGACUUAAAUACUAUAGUACUCUUA
Molecule: messenger RNA, 5307 nt
Organism: Loxodonta africana (African savanna elephant)
Lineage: Eukaryota; Metazoa; Chordata; Mammalia; Proboscidea; Elephantidae
Gene: FAM120A
Product: family with sequence similarity 120 member A
Exons: 13
Coding region: 40-2412 (790 amino acids)
Cellular component (GO): nucleus
Source: RefSeq, a predicted model, not a curated record